GGAAGCUCAAGCUCAACUUGUGCCUUCUAUCAUUAUCUUUUGCUUUGAACUAACUCAUCUUAAUCUCGCGAUUGUCUUGAUCAUUCUUUUAAACUUAUCACCUUUUGGAUUUCUUCACACAACUGUUCUUCCAGCUUGGAUAGUUAUAUACUCCAUCUACUUUCAUAACCAACACUCUUCUUUGUGUUUUCCACAGUUCAACCUCAAUGUGUCACUCUUUUUUCAAAAAUGUCUCUGCAAGGCAUUUGUUGAUUGUUUAUCUCGCAAGUUCUGCCCUUGUACUCGUAGGGGCGCGGACACGAGUCGUUUCCAGACGAGAGCUUUCCUUCGUCUCGUUUGAGUCACGUUUGUCUGUUGACUUGGAAUCGCGUCAAUCCUCUCAGACUUCAGAAAAACAUACUAGCAUAGUGGUCUUCGGCGCUAGUUGGGCUGAUAAUGCCCACCCUCGGCCUGACAAAUACAAGGGGACAUUCAGAGAUCCCCCUUAUUAUAAGGGAAGGUACUCUAAUGGGAUAAUUUGGGCGGAGUACUUGGCACAAAGUCUUCUCACUGGUCGAAACAUUCCACUCCUAGAUUACGCUUACGGUGGGGCAGUAGCUAGCAACACCUUGACCUAUACUGACAAACCCGAUACCAACACACAAUCAGAUACAUAUAUCUCCGAUGUUCGUAAUGGAAAAAUUAAUCGAGGAGCCGGUCCUGUCUUACAUUUCUGGUGGAUUGGACUUAAUCAAAUUACUCAAAUAUGGACUGAUGCUAUCAAGGCUGACCCUACUGCACGCCAGCCUGACGUUGUGGCUAAGGCUCAUAGUCAAGUGCAGGAUAAUGUCGCCGAACUCAAACGUCAAGUCGUCAAAGUGAUGCAAGACCCCGCUGUGCAAAGAGCUCCAUGCGACUUUUUCAUAGUCCCUAUUCCCAACAUGGCGGAAGUUCUUACCUUCCAAUUUCAGGCUGUUGACUUAUCCAAGAACGUAACGCAGCUCGCCAAAACAUAUGUGGACUUUAUUGGUGAUCUGAGUUAUGCAUACAACCAGGGUAUUGCUCGAUUUGUAUCUGAGAUGCAAACGACAUAUGGAUCUCCAACAACUCACGGUUGGGUCAGAACAAUGGACUUUGAAAGCUUUUGGAAAAGUGCCAUUGACGAUCCAAGAAAAUAUCAACUGGAAGUUUCGGACAAGGCAUGUCUACAGAGUGUUAAUGGAACCCAAGUUGUAUGUGCUAAUCCAGAAAAAUAUGUAUUUUGGGACUCACUUCAUCCAACCACAGCAAUGCACAAACUCAUCGCGGCUAAUCUGGUCCCCGCCAUCAAUGUCGCCAGACUCUUAUUUUGAUGAUCGAAGAAACCAGAAGAUAUGAUCACGCGGCUUGAACGAAACAUCAGACGAUGAGGAUCCUGAACCACAUCUCAACGUCAGUUUCAAGAGGAGUAAACAAGAACAAGCAAACAGGAAUCAUUGCCAAUAUCGUAGACGGCGAUUAUGUUAGACUGCAUGUAAUAGAUGGCAUAUUCAUCGGACUUUUUGAUCUUUUCAUUUUAAUUUAUCUUGAGCGGUUCAGCCAAGGCACGCAGGUUGGUACCGUUGUCUACGGGGUGGAGUAUGAGCAGGUGGAGAAAGCGUACAGGAUACAUAAGGGCUUAACCUUAUGUAUCAGGUCUGAAGAAAGCUUGUGUUUCCAAUACAGGAAAACAUUCAAGCUUUCCAGUACGCGACUUCCACCUCAUAAAGCUCAUACUAUCAAUUUGAUCACAUUCUCAAAUUUCGAAACAGUUUUUUUAUAUAAAAAGGAUUGAUUUAAUUAAUUAAAAAUAUAUCGAACUAGAUCAAAAUGGUUUC
This is a messenger RNA of Melampsora larici-populina 98AG31, 1835 nucleotides long. RefSeq lists its product as uncharacterized. Gene Ontology annotation, molecular function: hydrolase activity, acting on ester bonds. Lineage: Eukaryota; Fungi; Basidiomycota; Pucciniomycetes; Pucciniales; Melampsoraceae. Bases 207 to 1331 code for a protein of 374 amino acids. The record is from RefSeq and is a predicted model, not a curated record. The transcript has 10 exons.